GUUCAGUCGGCGUGCAAUGAAUACCUUUCUUCAUCGUUCUGAAUUUGUUGCUCUAAAUCAGUUCUGUGAAUGAUAAACAUGUGAUCGCGGUUCAAAUAAUUUCGGUUGCGUGUUUAUUUAACUCACCGGAACUGCACGAAAGUCAAAACCAGUUUGAUUCGGUUGAUUAGUUUCCCUCCUCUUCCUUCAAUAUGAAAUAGUUUGGCAGAGAAUGUGUUUUAGCUUGCUGCUUACUGAGUGAUAAUUGAUACAAUUGCAUUCUUUAUCCAGAACCAUUAGAGCUAUUACCAGAAUUGCAAAAAGUUAUAAUUGGUGCUAGCCGUGAAUUGGAAUGAUUGAAUAAUUUACAAUACAAGUAAAUGCAUUACACGCAGAAGUAAAUUGGAGCACAUGCAUUUGAUGUUGCACAGUUUGUGCAAAGAAAGAUGGGUAACAUUAUGAGCAGUAGUGAUUCAACGCUUCCCAGACAACAGACGAACAGAGAACGUUGUGCAUAUUAUCGAACGACAUCGCAAGAUCAAAUAGAUUAUACUACCACAAAACGGUGCUACUUUGAAGAUGAUAUCGACAGCAAUCGAAACAACGAUCAUGCAACUUAUAACAAUAGACAACAGUCUCCGACUCAGGAAAACUCUCGCAUGUUGUUCUUGUUGUACCUUAUUCAUCGAACAUGGAACGUGGUGGUCGAUAGUGUGGAUCAAAAAGGAAAAAAAUCUCGCUUGGGUCCGCCGCCGAAUGCAGAAGACAAAAUAGCCUCAAACUAUUUAUACAAUGAAGACUUUGACAUCGACCUCAAUCUUACAGAUUUGGACGACCAAUCGAGUAUGUAUGAAUCUCAAUACACAUUCUGCACUUGCAGCUACUGUGAGGAGGAGUCCGAUCGCAGCCCAUUCAACAACGUUCCCGGCAACAGAUUUUCCUUUUGUGAAAGUGAUUUGUCCUACUGCCUUUAUCAGAUGGCACCCAGCGCCGGGAAAAGCCCACCGGGUGGAACACAGAUUGGACCACCGGAUGCGAACGACGCAUCGAUGGGAUGGAAUGCAAAUGUCAAGCAAGAAAAUCAGCGACCACCAGUGUUUAACCCAGAGGACUAUGUAAUUUCGCUCAAAAAAUAUGGCCGUCGGGGGUCCAAUGGAAACUUCAAAUCCAUUUACGACACCUCCGCCAACGAAGACCAUGCAACCAAGCAGGACAAAUCGAACGAUAAUGUUCGGGCGCAGACCUUACCGCACAAAAAUUCGGACUACCGCUCACCAAUAUCAGCACCACCAGAAAUGGAUGGUGAAAUGUCACUACGCCAAUUUGGUUCCGUGACGGACUUGCUUACUAAAUUACGAGCAGAUCUUCGAGCAUCAUUCCCAAGCUUUGUGCAGGAAUUUGUUUCAAGCCCGCUAGAUGGUGUCAGUUUGUUGCUGGAGGUAUUACGAGCGGUCCAACUGAGCCAAAGUGCUCCUAUGAAUGGAACCACUACGAUGCCCCCCGGCGGUUUGGCACGGAACAAUCAAUCCUAUCAAAGGCGUGCUUUACUGGAUGAAUUGGCGUGUUUACAAUGUUUAAGUAUCUGCUGCACGAGAAGUCCAGAGGCUGGCACACGAUUGGGUACGACGCCGAUAGGAUUGUUGCCCCUGGCCGCAGCAGCUACCGGUACGGGCAUAAGAUCGCGCAUAGUAGCACUUCAGCUGUUAACAAUAGCCUGCGACAAGUCAGCUUUAGGCGAUGGAACACAGCGCAGUCAACUGCACGGACACACGGCAGUUUCCGAAGCGCUAUCGACACUCCGUUUGCGUUGCGCUGAGCCCGUGCGGUUUCGGCUGUUGGUAGGAAUGCUUAACAGCGGCGGAGGAUCGGGCGAAUUGCAAGCAAUCGGGAUGAGGUUCAUCAACACGUUUCUCGAGAGCUCGGAAAACAUUCAGACGCGAUUGUACCUGCAGGCGGAGUUGUUUCAGGCGGGACUGGAUCCGUCCCAAAUGUGUAAAACCAUUUCAUCGACCUCACCAUGGUUAGAGCGGCUUCGUUUGGAGGUGAAACGCUGGGAUGCCAUACGGAUCGACAUUGAGCAGCUGCAGUUACAGGCCCGGUCCGCUGAACAGGUCCGCAGUCGUUUGGUUAUCCUAGAGCGUCGAGUACAAAUCCUGCAUGAGGAGAAAACUGUCCUAACUACCAUGGAGAGAAGGCUACAGGAACGGUGUGCGGAGCUACAGCGAGAGGUCCUGCGCCUAAAGGGCACUGCCAGCAACAACAGUACUGGUGCUAAAGCUCACGAGAGUUCCAACUCUUCGAGUCUAGAAAAGAGACCAGUGGCGUUGCCGCGCCAGGUACCACCUCAACCAAAACGAAACAACACUUCAGAGAACGACGAUGAAGGUAUUAGCAGUUCGGAGACAGGGCAGUCCUCGACUCCAGAACCUCCACGUCUGUAUCCGGCUCAAAAUGGAGGAUCAAGUUCAGGCUCGCACAAGUUCAGCAUAUCGCUUACCCAAGAGAGCACCGUUCCUAUGCACGAACUGAAUGGGAAUGGCGAAGACGAUACCAACGCAACGAUCGAGGAUGUAAUCGAGGAGCUACAAAACAUCGUGAACGAUGCAGAGCGCGAAAUUUCAGACCAGAACGAGAUUCUCUAUCAACAAGUGGAUGAUAUCCCUGAACAGGCAUUGUACAGUCUCGAAAUUUCGAACGAACACGAGAUUGUACCUGUAAACCUUUUGCCGCAACCGCCGCGAAAGUCAAGAUCGCUGGCACAUCUGAUUUCGAACCCAUCUGAUGGAGAAGGAUCUGGUUAUGAUUUGAUGAUGGUUAACAACGAAACCAAGGUGGACUUUUUUGAAGAUGAAGAGGACGCGGGAGUUGUGAAAACAAACUUCGAUAUACCUGCAACAAGCUUGCCACUGGAAAUUGCCCAUGAAUCGCACCCGGGCGUCAUUGCAGGGCCGGAUGUGAUCCAUACAGCAGCCGAGACAGGCACUAUGCCGGCACAAGCUCUACAUCACUCACGCAGUCGGCAGCCUACGACGAAGGAUUCAAAUCGAGCCAUACUCAACGUCAUAAUGGACGCACGCGAUAAAGAAUCGCGUCUGCUUAGAGCUCAGUCACUGGAGCGCGAUCAACAUGUCUCACAGUCGGCUGCACCACAGCAGUUUAAUGGUGUAUUUUUUAUGACUGACAUGAACAGUGCCGGCAAGUAUCCAAAACCGGACAUUACGGCAGCACUGGAAGCAAAGAAGGUGACCAAGAACCUGGAUCGUAUGGGUGCAUAUGGAGUCGAUUCGAUGAUAGACAUAGUCAUGACGAAUGAGCAGCGAUUAAAUAAAGCAAAUGCGUACGCAAAAUCACGCAUGGCAGCAGCCACAGGGCCACCCAACCCAGCCAACGGAGCAAUGCCGAGCAAACUAACCGGCAACAAUAAUUUCAAGCUUCGGCCGAACACUGGCACCGCACAUCAUCCAAGCUUCUCGAUUGGCACCGGAAUGGUACGUGAAGCUAGCCGCAGUCAAACAAAUGUCGGAGGCUCUAAGGUAACAGACUUACCGUCUGGAUUGUACUAGACUAGCAGCGAUUCGCAGACUGACUACGUAGUGAAGUAUUCAUAUUCUGUUGGAAUCACUGCACACUGCUCAAAGUUUUUGCUUCGUUUUAAUGGACACGGUCGUGCAAUAUACUAUUUAUUCUUUUAAAUCGUUUUACUUUUGCUUAGUGAUAGACGUUUGGCGGCACUCAUUUUCGGUAUUUAAUAAGCUCAAUUAAUAUUUACGAUGUACAAGAACGCAAUAUUUGUCUUAGAUAUGUACUUCAAUAUGACAUAAAAUAUGACGAUCCGCCUCGCGAUCGUUUCAACAAACUCUGUUUUAUUUUUAUAGCUACCAACCACGAUGGUUGUUCAUUCUCGAAAUUGUUGCGCCGUUUUUCUUUGUGUUAAGUAAUUGAGAAAUAAAAUAAACAACAUCAACAUCGGAA
Molecule: messenger RNA, 3951 nt
Organism: Anopheles gambiae (African malaria mosquito)
Lineage: Eukaryota; Metazoa; Arthropoda; Insecta; Diptera; Culicidae
Gene: mwh
Exons: 8
Coding region: 426-3542 (1038 amino acids)
Biological process (GO): cell migration; regulation of cell shape; cortical actin cytoskeleton organization
Cellular component (GO): cytosol
Molecular function (GO): small GTPase binding; actin filament binding
Source: RefSeq, a predicted model, not a curated record